AUCUAUGGCAUCAAGACUAUGAUGGGGAAUGGUAGUCCGAUGCUCGUUGAAGGUGUCGCCAUUCAUACCUAUGCAUGCAACUCGGACAUGGACAAGGAAGCAUUUGUGAACAGUGAUGGGGACUUCCUGAUCAUACCUGUGAAGGGCCGACUUGAUAUCCAAACCGAGCUGGGUAGGUUACUAGUCUUCCCGGGCGAGAUCACGGUCGUACAGCGGGGACUGAAGUGGAAGGUUACUUUGCCAGAUGGUAGUGCGAUCGGUUACAUCCAAGAGAUCUUCGGGUCGCACUAUGAGCUCCCUAACCUUGGCGUCGUUGGAUCUCAUGGACUCGCGAAUCCUCGCGACUUCGAACACCCGGUGGCCCACUUUGAAGUUGACCAGACCAAUUGGGAAGUUAUCUACAAGCUUGGCGGUAAGCUCUUCACGUGCAAGCAGGACCACACGCCCUUUGACGUCGUAGCAUGGCAUGGCAAUUACGUCCCAUACAAGUAUAACCUCGAUUUCUUCAUCUCCCUCGGUAGCCUCACCCGUGAUCAUAUCGACCCGUCGAUCUGGACGGUCCUCACGGCACGCUCAAAGACCCCAGGGGUUGCGCUUGCCGAUUUUGCGUUCAUUGGCGAGAAGUGGGACGUCGCUGAGCAGUCGUUUAGACCACCGUUCUUCCAUCGCAACACUGCCUCCGAGGUUCUGGGGCUUAUUAAAGGCGAAUUCGGCUUCACUGACGACUUUGUGCCGGGUGCACUCGUGCUCGAGAGCGGGUUUGGUCCGCAUGGACCGGAGGAUGGCCCCUACAACGCGACCCAGGACAUGGAGCUCAAGCCAAUGAAGAUCUUGCAGGGCACGCAGACUGUACUGCUCGAGACGAGCAUGAUGAUGACCCUUACUGAACACGCCACCAACAGCAAUAGACGUCAAUCGAACAAGGGUGGAGCCAGGGGUUUGGAAGCGAAGUUCCUCCAGUACAGGGACCAGAUUCUGGCGGAUGCGAAGGCGGCUGGCUUGGGUCCCAUCCCUGGUCUCUGAUCCGACUGAACGAGCUAACAAUGUAUUUACUGGCGAUCGUUGAGGGCUCCAGUUCAUAUUCACAACUCGUUAGGUCCAU
Molecule: messenger RNA, 1102 nt
Organism: Phanerochaete carnosa HHB-10118-sp
Lineage: Eukaryota; Fungi; Basidiomycota; Agaricomycetes; Polyporales; Phanerochaetaceae
Exons: 9
Coding region: 22-1023 (333 amino acids)
Biological process (GO): L-phenylalanine catabolic process
Cellular component (GO): cytoplasm
Molecular function (GO): homogentisate 1,2-dioxygenase activity
Source: RefSeq, a predicted model, not a curated record